UCAAAAAAACCUCUUAUUCUAUCAUCCAUGAAGACUACUCUAUUCUUGAAUCUUUUUCUUUUAUUUUGCUUUUUCCUUAUAAAUCCAAGUAAAAGCGACAACAUCUCAAAUGUUUGUGCCAAAACCAAAAACCCAAAUUUUUGCACAUUAACAUUAGAAUCAAUACCUAAUGCAAAAACAUCAUCUCUUAUAGGACUUGAGCUAAUAAUGCUAAAUUUUACAAGAGUUAAAGCCAAUGCCACUAGACCAAAAAUUGAUGCACUUAUUAUGAAAGAUCCAGUUCAUAUACCAUUUGAAUUACUGGACUCUUUGACUGAGUGUGGAUUUGACUAUAGAAAUGCUGUAAAUCUUGAUUUGCCACAAGCUACAACUUUAUUAGUGCACAAGCAAUUUCUUGAACUUAGUUUUAUGGCAAAUGCGACUGCUGAUAGAGGUAUUAUGUGUGAGAAUGAAUUUAAAAAAAGGGGUAUUGCUUCUCCACUUACAAAGGAAAAUAAUGAGUUGAUUUCUUUCGGUAAUAUCAUGCAAGUUAUUGCUGAUAUACUUCGUGGUACUUCGUAAUAUUAGUGACAUAUGUAGUAAGUUUUAAGGAUUAUAUUCAUGAAAUUAAUUGUUUAAUGUUCAGUAUGUGAUAAAAAAAAAGAUACUCUUUUCAUGAAUUCGA
Molecule: messenger RNA, 664 nt
Organism: Nicotiana attenuata
Lineage: Eukaryota; Viridiplantae; Streptophyta; Magnoliopsida; Solanales; Solanaceae
Product: pectinesterase inhibitor-like
Exons: 1
Coding region: 28-561 (177 amino acids)
Biological process (GO): negative regulation of catalytic activity
Molecular function (GO): pectinesterase inhibitor activity
Source: RefSeq, a predicted model, not a curated record